AAUGUACAAGUCGCUCAAGAUGAUUUGAAACUUAAGCAACUUAGAGACCCCAAUGUAUUAGUUGAUAGUGUAUUAGAUAAAGAAGAGAAUAUCAAGCUUUUGAAAGAUCACGAACAUGAUGUUCAUCAUCGAAUUCUUUCAGAUGAAUAUCAGAUUAAUAAUUCUGAUGAUGAGGAUAAAGAAGAUCCUAAACUAACUUUUUUAAUAUCAUAA
Funneliformis caledonium is the source of this 213-nucleotide messenger RNA. Lineage: Eukaryota; Fungi; Glomeromycota; Glomeromycetes; Glomerales; Glomeraceae. The record is from the annotation of a GenBank genome assembly.